Messenger RNA from Trametes versicolor FP-101664 SS1, 666 nucleotides. RefSeq lists its product as uncharacterized. The record is from RefSeq and is a predicted model, not a curated record. NCBI's taxonomy places the organism in Eukaryota, Fungi, Basidiomycota, Agaricomycetes, Polyporales, Polyporaceae. The transcript is spliced from 2 exons. The coding region runs from base 1 to 666 and encodes 221 amino acids.
AUGGAGGAGAUCCGAGGUGCAGGACGUGGUUCCUACAUCUGGGGCCGGAGUGUACAUAACAUUCGCAUCGAACGACUGUGGGUAGACGUCACCGCAGGCUUUGGCAACAAAUGGAAAGAGCUUUUCCGCUUACUGGAGGCCUUGCAUGGUCUCGACGUGGACAACGAUGCGCAUAUAUGGCUUUUACAACAUCUAUUCCUGGUGGCUAUCAAUGCGGACGCGUCAAACUGGGCCGCGACAUGGAAUCAACACGCUGUUUCACGGCGUGGAGAACGACACAUGUCCCCCAUGCAAAUGUAUAUCCACGGGCUAGCUGACCAUGGUCAACGCGGCAUCUUCCCCGAACGCCUGGACACCAUGCCCAGUGGCUCCCCUGCUGUAGACUAUGCUGACUAUGGUAUCGACUGGGAUGCGCUUGAUCGUCCAGUCAUACGCACACACCAUAACCAGCACAACCCGCAUGAUGGAACAAAUCCCUUCCUGAUCGACAACCCCUCUGGUCUCUCACAUGUGGAGGUUCCGGAUCCUCGCUGCCCUUUCUCGCCUGAGCAGGUUGCUCUGUUGGACACCCAUCUUCGACACCUCCCCUGCUUCGGUAGGGAAAACAUGCAGGCAUGUGCAGAGCUCUGGAUUGCUGCUUUACAGAUAGCUCAAAACAUCGUGUAG